This is a messenger RNA of Oppia nitens, 4797 nucleotides long. It is a transcript of the gene nsl1, whose product is annotated as KAT8 regulatory NSL complex subunit 1-like. The transcript has 5 exons. NCBI's taxonomy places the organism in Eukaryota, Metazoa, Arthropoda, Arachnida, Sarcoptiformes, Oppiidae. Gene Ontology annotation, cellular component: NSL complex. The coding region runs from base 867 to 4364 and encodes 1165 amino acids. The record is from RefSeq and is a predicted model, not a curated record. Gene Ontology annotation, molecular function: histone acetyltransferase binding.
AAGAAUACGACUCAAAAGUGAACACAUUUUGUGACGCAUAACACCGUAUUGAAUGUAUUAAUGCGUUCAAUCAAAUAGUCUGUAUGUGUUUGUGUGAACAACUGUGUUAUGAAUUGCCAUUAAAUUGUGUUUUCAAUUAAAUUGUGUUAAAUUUACAAUCGAUUUACUGUUGAAUUGAAUGUAUUGAUUGAAUUGUAUAUUAUAUGACAUGUAUUAGUCGUAUUAGUUGUGAAUGACGUGCAAUACAUGUAUUGCUAGGAAGUGGUGCCAAAAGGGGCUGAUCUUUGGUUUGUACUGUAAUUGUGAUUACAUUAUAGGCUUUGCUGUGAAAUAGUCGUCAGUAUUAAUGUAUUAAUAUUUUGAGUGAAUUUUGUUGAGCGCUGUCUUAUAGUAGUAGUAAUAGUAGUAAUACUGUAUAUAUAUUAAUGCUAUACUACUCUAUGUAUUGAUAGUAUUGAAAGAGAAAGCAAUACUACAGUAGUGUUGAGUGUUUCCAUAGACUCUAAUACUGUAUUAUAUUAGCCAUUGAUUUGGCAUUCAUUGUGUGCUUUCAAGUAUUGCAUUCAUCUUAUAGUUAUAGUGUAUAUGUGUUGGUGUUAUGGGAGGAGAGGAUCGCCAUAAUCACAGCCAUCACAUGAACGCACCGAUUGGACACCAAUUGUCAUCACAUUACCAGUCAUGUCAUCGGUGGUGACGACAACAUGAGUGGACAGUUAAGUGUCAGCAUAUGCUAAGUGGCCAAACACUAACACAUCCCAGUGCUCACAACUCGCGCCUCAACUCAAACAUCUUGUGUCGAGCUGUAGAUGCAAUGCUUGACACUCAAGCCAUGUCUUAAUGUCUUUCAGUGAUGUCCUCCCGAUGACAUGUGCACCAAAAGUGUGGUCCGUUUUCGCCUUUCACUCAAAGAUAACAAUUGCGAGACAUUAGAAAAAAUAAAUUUGAAUCUUAACGACAAAACCAUUAAUACGAUUGAAAAUCAAUCCAAAUAUCUGUCGACUAUCUGUUCAUCAAUACGUCAGACAAUUGGACUCAAAGCUAACAACUCUUUAAUUACUGAAAACAUUAAUAUGAAUAAAGGGCUACAAAACGGCCAUCAGUUGAAUGAGAACAGCAUCAGUGACAACAAACUGGACAUUAUCUCAAUUAACACGACUGUAAACACUACAACAACAACAAGUUCUUCAAGUACUUCCACACCAUUAGUAAAUAACAGUUGCGAGUCUACAAUGGGUCUGUUAAACGCAUUGCCUAAAGACACGCAUCAACUGUUAAGUACACUGAAGAGCGGCAAACCAGAGAACGGACAGAGACUUAAUUUAAAUACCAUUUCUUGGAGUGAUUUGAAGCAACAGACAAAUGUUAAUAACAAACUCAUGGAUGAAGCGAUACAUUUACCACAAACCGAUGUCAUUAGUGAUACAAAUCAAACGGAUAAUAUCCCACAAAACUCUUUAAUAAAUGACCAAAUAGUGGAUCAAAUGAUUGAUGAAGAACUUAGCAAAAGUGAACCACAUAUUAGUGAUGGUGUCAACAGUGAUGCACUACUUGAGAACAAUGCCAGUGAAGAACAACAUACUGAGCUUUUGCUGACACCACAAACAGUUGAUUUUAAUAAAGAAAUAUUGAAUGAAGUAUCAGAUUCUGGAACUGUUUUACCUAAUGUUGAGGUGAAGAUAACUGAUUUCAAAGACGAACAAAUGUCUUUAAUCCGACAUUCAGAGCGCUUAUUAAGAAGAAUAAGACGUUUGCAGUUCCGCCAAACGCACAAUUAUAUGACUCAACAAAUGAAAUCGUUUGUAAAAAACCAACAAAUGAUUUUAGGAGUCGGUUGUCAGCGACAACCUUCUGAAUCCAAUCCCAUUUCAGUAAUGAAGUUCCAAUCAAACGCCAGUCAAGUGGAGGAUCGCAUGAAACUAUUGACUCCCGAAGUAACUAAAGGCUUAUCGACGUCAGCACUGGUCAAUCUGGUCAAGAGAUUGGAAUCAACUAACACUCCCAAUGAGACCAAUCAUUUACAUGAUUUUUGUCCCCAAACACCCAUUCGUGCACCGCUUCAAACAUCUUCACUGUCAUCAACAUCUCAAUCAUCAAAUCUUGUACCUCAAACUAAUCAAAUGACUACUACUUGUUCCCAACACAUCCCCAAUACAAACAAUGAAUCGUCUUUAGUUAAGUUAUUACAAAGAACUCAAUCAACAACACCUUCUCAGACCUCAUCACAAUCACAUCCAACAAGAAUUAGUGCCGAAGAUAAAGAACAGAUUCUCAAUACAAUUGAUUCGUUUUCGGCUAAUCUAAGACAUUUUGAAACGGGAUAUGAUUCCGAUGCCACCGAAAGCAGUUCCGGAGGUGAAAGUUGUGAUGAAUUUGAGGAUUAUAGCGAUGAGUCGACAUCAUCGCAACAUUCAGCUCCCACUCAAAGCUCAGGACAUGUGUUUCCAAUCCGUAAGCGGUCGUGUUGGAAGUGGUGCGUUGAACGGGCAGCCAUUGCCUCGCGUUGGACAUGGCUUCAGGCACAGGUAGCAGAUUUAGAAUUCAGGAUUAGACAACAAAACGAAAUGUAUCGCCAAUUAAGAGCUACAAAAGGGGUGAUAUCAUUUGGAACGGGUGAUCAUAAGUUAACUGUUCCAACAAAUUUAGUUACUAAAGCCAACAUUACAACAACAACGCCCACCACAUCAACUGCACAACUAUCUCAAACAUCAACACAAAGUCAAUCGGUGAAUGCGACCCCUAAAGUGUUGGAUGUUUCGGAUACAGUGCCCAAAACUGGACAAAAUGAUCAAUUAGUGUCCAAUAGUACCGAUAGUGAUAAUCAUUGUUGUAUGCGAACCUUACCGUUGAAUAGUAUGCGUAAGCGAAAACUAGUCCAUUCAAUGAGUGCUCUAUCGGGUGCCACAAGAAAAGCUGCAAAAUAUUCAACAAUACUGUGUUCGUGUAAUGGCUUGCCUGACAUCAUGUGGCCCUGUGUUCUAUGUAACGGACGGUAUAGUUAUGUCCACGUGAUCGACACGGACUGUAUGCCACACUUUGAAAGGGUAUCACUUCUAGACUCGUCCUGUCAUCCGGUUCUGUCAUUAAACAAUGAUGUAUCUCUUGGACUUCAUUUGACUGAGUUAUUAAAACGUGAAACAAUACAGCGUCCAAUACCAUCACGACAUCUAAAUAAAAAAAGAUCGCAAAAGAGUCCUCCGUCGCCAACAGUGACCAACAAAUUCUUUUACGAUUCUUCUAAAAACAAAAGUCCGAAACGAUCGCAAUCUGUGAUUUCAUCAACAAAGUUGAAAAGGAAAUACGGCGAUCGGGCUAAACGUCGUUAUGUUCGCCGAUCGGGUGUUUCAAGUGAUGAGUUUUGGCGUAAUAAUAACAACAAUAAGAGAGGUCGACCUCGUGAACGGACAUCAAGUGGUAGUUCACGUACUGAAUCCCCCAUUCCAUCGCCGGUUCCGUCGGAAGGAAGUACUUCGUGUACAUCACACCCAACCAGUGCACCACUUCAUAGACGACGGCGCAGUGAACAACACGCCUUUGAUAUUAAUAAUAUUGUGAUUCCCUAUAGCAUAGCGGCUACUACUCGGGUUGAAAAACUUCAAUAUAAAGAAAUAAUUACUCCUAAGUGGCGUAAAACUGAAGAUCCGGAAACAAAUUUUAAUUUUUUGAGUUUGAAAACAAAAACUGAGACCAACACCGCCAAAGAAACAAAGACUGUUACAAAUCAAUUGAGUACUAAUGAUGACGAAGAAGAAGAUAUGUCUGACAUAGCAUUUAAUUUAAGACACAUUAAGUGUGAAGAAGAAGAGAGAAAACGGAUUUUGUCUUAUAUUAAAGGAAACAAAAGUGGAAAUUUACGUCGCGGUCGGGUUAGGUUUGACAGCACUCGUUCCGAUACAAAGGAAUCGACCGGUGGAGGAGAUAAUGUUUUUAACAACGAAUCGAUGAGUCAGGACUCAGUUAACGGUCCACCCACUCCUGUUGUUAUCAAUCAUAAUAACAUUGACUUAAAUAAUAGCGAUUAUCAACCACCCGAGCGAACCGAACGACGCAGAAAUGCAUCUCUUUCUUCUCGUAGAGACGACUCUAUCGAUGAAAAUGUUGAAACUGUUGUUCCUUUUGAUUUAAGAACAUUUCCAUUGAAUGACUUAGAGAUUGAAAAAUUGACGAAAGAAGACGCCAGUUAUUUGUGUCCACUCGAUAAUACAUUAGAUGAUUCUAUUAAUGAUCCCGAAAAGUCUAAUGAGGGAACAAUUACAGCCAACAAUAGUCGUGCGCCAACACCUGUCGACUCGGAUGGCGCUGAAAGUGUCACUGGAAAUAAUGAUGAGAUGGACGAUGAAGAUCCUGAAUGGGAGCCCAAAAAGUGAUGAUAUCAUGACUUAUGGAUUAUAGUGUGGUUUACAGUGAGAACAUUCUGUCAUUUUUUCAAAACAAAUUUAUAUCAAGUUUUGGUUAUCCAUUCUUGAAUUAUGUCUAAAAAACCAAAUGUAAUGUAAGAAAUUGUAUAUAUUUUCAUCUCUUUUUAUUUUUAGUUACAAUUAAGUCCAAAAUUCAAAUUUUAAAUUAGAUUUAUUUAUUAAUCGUCAAAUUAUUCAUUAAAAUUAACUAUUAUGUCGCAAUCACUAUAAUCACAAUAUAUACAAAAUUGUUUUACCGGUAAUACUGUAUUUGAAUACCUCUUAAAUUUGAAGUUUUGGACUUAAUUAAUAUCUAACUAUUGAAAAAAGCAAUUUAAAGUCAUUAUUAUUAUUACUUUAUUAAAUUAAAAAACAUUUUUAUGUUUAGUUUUUACUUUCAUUC